AUGUGGUGCAAUUUUACUCAGAGAGCUGAGUUUUGUAAUCAUCCCGGUUGCCAUGUAAGCACCCAAGGCAAUAAUUUUUUAAACUUCGGCAUGCAAACGACUGAAGAAGAGCAGCUUGCCAGAAUACUACUUUAUCAGAACUCCUUGCUCACUCAAGUUGCCGCAAACAGCAAUCAAAUAAACAAAUGUCUAGAUCGCUUGAUAGACUGCACACAGAACAUGUCCCACAUUACUCCUCAGCCAGAUCCAAUAGAAAUUAGCACAAAUAAUUUCUCAACUGACUUCCCCCAUGCAUAUUGGAACAAAAAAUAGUAAAAUUUCAAUAUUUUGGGGAUUCUAGCCCCUUUAAAUUGGGAAAAAAUUCAUUAGGUAAAUUUUAUGGGUAAAAACAAUAAUUUUUAUAGAAUUAUUUUUACCUAAUUUAAUGGGAAGUGCAAGUAGAAUGCUAUAAACAGUUUUAAUACUGAAUCUAUUAAGUUUUUGAAUUAAUUCUUCAUAAAAAUAAAUUAAAAUUUAAGUAUUAUGCUCAAUUAAUAUUUUUUUGAAAUUUUAAAAAAUUGACCUCCUUUUCAUUGUGACAGAAUUUAUGUUCCAGUUUAAAAGGAGGCGUGAGCAACUUUUCCAAUGAAUGGGAUCAGGUAAAGAUUUCCAGUACUCAAUCCAGCUGGAAAAUCAACUGUCAUCAAAUAUUUACAAAGAAAGAGGGUUCUCCUUAACCCUUUCAGUAAGAAAUAAAGAUGGGCAGCGUAUAUCGAUCUCUGAAAGCCAAAAAUUCAAAGUCUUGAUCUUCAGCAUGGAUAAUCCUCCAAAAUUGCUUCAAUUAAAUAUAUCAGGGAAAAAGAUCUUAAGAGGGACAACAGAAGCGAGCAUGCAAGAAGACGGGACAGUUACUUUCAUCAAUAUUGUUAUAAAUGAAGUAACUUCACAUUAUGUUAAUGAUAGUUUUUAUCUUGUUGUAGUAUGCGAAAAUUCAAAUGAGGUAAAGCCUCUAGCCAUAAGCAAUGUGUGUGUGAAAGCCAGAAAGCCAAGUAAAGUAUAA
Molecule: messenger RNA, 1039 nt
Organism: Blepharisma stoltei
Lineage: Eukaryota; Ciliophora; Heterotrichea; Heterotrichida; Blepharismidae
Source: the annotation of a GenBank genome assembly